UUAUAUAGAUAUACAUUGAAUCACUUAGUUACUAUAAUAAUAAGAAGCUUCAGACACUGUUUAUUAAUUAGAUUGACGUACACAUAGCCUCAAGUUAAUUUUAUUAACAGAGACAAGUUCAGAUACUAAAAGAAAUACUGGUAAUCGAUGCUGUUAAGAAAGGUAAUAUCACAGAAAUUUUCUGUAAAGCUAUUCUUUUUCGUAUCGUUUGGAUCGAUUAUGGCUUCGAGCGAAAACAAGUCAAUAACAGUUACACAAUGGGGAUCUAUCAACGGACGAACCAUAGAUAAGUACACACUGAAGAACAAUGCGAAUCAAGCAGUGGAUAUUAUAACAUACGGUGCGACAAUAACCUCGAUCAGAACACCGGACAAACAGGGUAGCAUAGCAGACGUUGUCCUAGGUUUCGAUAAAAUUGAAGGCUAUCUAUCUACGAGCAAUCCCUAUUUUGGCGCGACGGUAGGACGAGUUGCCAAUCGUAUUGGCAAGGCGGAAUUUAUAGUGAACGGAAAAAAGUAUCGCGUAUCAAAUAAUGCAGGAAGGAACACUCUUCACGGUGGUUUCAAGGGCUGGAGUUCGAAAAUAUGGAACGCUGCAAUUCAGGACGAUUUGCUCGUGAUGACGCUAUUGAGCGAAGACGGCGAUGAAGGUUUCCCGGGUGCUGCUAUAGCUUCGAUCAGUUUCAAAUUAACCACCGACGGAGGGCUGCGCAUCGAUAUGAAAGUUUUCGUUACAAAAGCCACACCAAUCAAUUUAACCAAUCACAGUUACUUCAAUCUAGCUGGCCAUGGAGGCAACUCUACCGAACUGUACAAACAUCAAAUCACGGUGAAUGCGGAUCGUUGGACGGUCACCGAUUCGGAAAGCAUUCCAACUGGCGAAAUUCAAUCGGUUGAGAAUACAAUCAUGAAUUUGAGAACUUUGACUAUGUUGGGAGAUGUCAUCGACAAAGUGCCGCGUGGCGGUUACGAUGAUAAUUUUUGUUUACCGAUGAACACUGUGAAUGAGACACAGUUUGUCGCUAAAGCCAUACACCCAUCAUCCGGAAGGUAUUUGGAGGUUUAUUCCAAUCAACCUGGUGUACAAUUUUACACUGCAAAUUUCCUACCCCAUCAAGAUGACAUAGGUAUUGUAGGAAAGAAUGGAACCGAAUAUUUUAAGCAUGGAGCAUUCUGUUUAGAAACACAGAAUUAUCCAGAUGCUGUCAAUCAUGAAAACUUUCCAAAUAGUAUACUUGAACCUGGGGAACACUAUCGCCAUAUUGUUAUUUAUAAAUUUGGUGUACUAAUCUAGACAACCUAUGCAUAUUCUUGCAUACUAACUUGACACUGAGUUUUGCACCAACUAUAUUGUAAUAACUUGAUGUAAUCUACAUUAACCUACGACAAAGGUUAAAAUAAAAUUUAUAUAAUGUUAUCUUGUCUUAAACUGUGCCUCGAAAC
Colletes gigas is the source of this 1442-nucleotide messenger RNA. RefSeq names its product galactose mutarotase-like. Bases 148 to 1293 code for a protein of 381 amino acids. The transcript has 4 exons. Gene Ontology annotation, biological process: glucose metabolic process; beta-D-galactose catabolic process via UDP-galactose, Leloir pathway. The record is from RefSeq and is a predicted model, not a curated record. Gene Ontology annotation, molecular function: carbohydrate binding; aldose 1-epimerase activity. Lineage: Eukaryota; Metazoa; Arthropoda; Insecta; Hymenoptera; Colletidae.